Macrosteles quadrilineatus (aster leafhopper) is the source of this 1669-nucleotide messenger RNA. RefSeq names its product SWI/SNF-related matrix-associated actin-dependent regulator of chromatin subfamily B member 1 (gene Snr1). Bases 203 to 1327 code for a protein of 374 amino acids. The transcript has 2 exons. The record is from RefSeq and is a predicted model, not a curated record. Gene Ontology annotation, biological process: chromatin remodeling; regulation of transcription by RNA polymerase II. Gene Ontology annotation, molecular function: transcription coregulator activity. NCBI's taxonomy places the organism in Eukaryota, Metazoa, Arthropoda, Insecta, Hemiptera, Cicadellidae. Gene Ontology annotation, cellular component: nuclear chromosome; nucleus.
CGUUUCGUCAAUCGUCCGUCAUUUUGUUGUUUGUCAAAUGUUAACCGCUAACCACUUUGUUUAUACUUUCAACUCUGGUGGAAUUCUCUAAGAAAGACGUCGUAUUUGUAAGCUUUUUAUUGUGUUUUAUUAGUAUCCUAGGUGUAUUGGAAUACAACACUUCCAAGCAUAUAUAUCGAUUAAUUUACUUAACAGCACGAGAAUGGCUAUCAGAACGUACGGUGAUAAACCCAUUAGUUUUCAAAUAGAAGAAAAUGGAGAGUACUACUGUAUUGGAUCCGAAGUUGGUAAUUAUUUGCGAUUGUUUCGUGGUUCUUUAUACAAGCGCUACCCAGGAAUGUACCGAAGAACCAUCACAAAUGAUGAAAGAAAGCGUCUUAUUGACCUAGGUUUAAGUGCACAUUGCCUAGCUUCCAGUGUUUCUCUUUUGAGAGCCUCUGAAGUUGAAGACAUUAUUGAUGGUAAUGAUGAGAAAUAUAAGGCAGUUUCCGUUCAUUCCACGGAAACCCCGACUCCUCGGGAAGGCAAAGCCAAGAAAAGCAUGCCUUGGGUACCAUCACUGCCCAAUAGCUCUCAUUUGGAUGCUGUCCCUCAAGCAACACCAAUCAAUAGAAAUCGAGUAAAUAAUAAGAAGAUAAGAACUUUUCCUUUAUGCUUUGAUGAUACUGACCCAAUUACAAAUCAUGAAAAUGCAGCACAACCAGAGACAUUGGUUCCAAUCCGUUUAGAUAUGGAAAUAGAAGGUCAGAAGCUUAGGGACACUUUUACUUGGAACAAAAAUGAAACCCUCAUCACUCCAGAGCAGUUCGCAGAAGUUCUGUGUGAUGAUUUGGAUCUGAAUCCAUUAACAUUUGUGCCCGCAAUCGCUCAGGCUAUAAGGCAACAAGUUGAUGCCUUUCCUACAGAUAAUAUACUGGAUGAACAAACUGAUCAGAGGGUAAUAAUAAAACUAAAUAUUCAUGUUGGAAACACUUCUCUUGUGGACCAAGUUGAAUGGGACAUGAGUGAAAAAGAAAACAGCCCUGAAGCAUUCGCAAUGAAACUGUGUGCAGAGUUAGGACUUGGUGGAGAAUUUGUAACAGCCAUUGCUUAUUCUAUACGUGGACAACUGAGUUGGCAUCAGAGAACGUAUGCUUUCAGUGAAGCUCCUUUGCCUAUUGUUGAAGUACCGUUCAGGCCGCCAUCUGAAUCUGACCAGUGGUCGCCAUUCUUGGAAACAUUAACAGAUGCAGAAAUGGAGAAGAAAAUUAGAGAUCAAGACAGAAACACAAGGCGAAUGAGGCGACUUGCCAAUACAACACCUGGGUGUCAAGGUCGGCCAGUUUAAGGAUCUGUCAGCCUAGAGCAAGAGAAUAACGGCUUUGGUAACCUCGCUUUUGGUAAUUUGAAAAUUGAUCUCGACUGAAUGCUCGAUAGUAUCUAUGUAGUUAUUUCCGUUGUGCAUGUUAUUAAAGUAAACACACUUGAUGUUGUAAAUUUGUCAUGUUUCUAUAAAAAGGUAGCCUAAUAAAAUUGUAGUUUUAUAUUUAACAAAUUAAAUAUUAAUACAGGCUAUUCAAAGUUUUGCUAUUUUGCUGUUUUCAUGAAUAUUUGUUUGAGUAAACAAAUUUAAAACUGAUUCAUCCCGGGUAGGUUCAUUUUUUGUAUUGAAUAAAAAGAUUCUCUUGUA